AUGGACCCGACCUUUGUUGACGGCCGUUUCCACCUCACCGUGUUCAAGAACUCAACGGGCAACUACAAUAUCCUCGUCGACGCGCUUCUCGUCGGAGGCGACGCCGCAGCCGGCCCGCCCGACUCGAUCGCGAUCGUGCAGGGCGCCGUGUGCGACUCGGCCUCGUCCGCCGCCGCCGUGCUCUCGCUGCCGUUCGCAGCCUCCGAUUGGCUGCAGCGCUCCGGCUGGUGGCUGCUGCACGCGGAGGCGCGCCUCGACGCGUUCCUCGAGAACGCCGACGCGCCCACCGUCGAGGUGCUCGUUGCGCUCCUCCCGAACGCGUCGCUCCCGCGCAGCAAUGGCGGCGGGCGCGGCGGGCGCAACGGCGGAGGCAGUUCCGGGGGCGCGGGAGGCGCGCGUGGCGGGCAGGGCAGGCGCAUGGGGCUGGGCGCGAUGGCACGCGGUCCCGCCAAGCCGGGGGGGCAGCAGCAGGGCGGGCAGCAGCAGCCGCUUGCAGGUGGCUUUUCAGGUGGUUUUCCAGGUGCGGGGGCGGGCAACGGUGUGAACAGCACGGUGAGCGGAUAUGCUGUUCUGGCUGGGAAUAGUGCUUCGGGUGUCAUCUGGGGCGGGCAACUAAUGGGCGUAAAAAUCCCCUCUGCUGCUGCUGCAGCAUGA
Closterium sp. Yama58-4 is the source of this 654-nucleotide messenger RNA. The record is from the annotation of a GenBank genome assembly. Lineage: Eukaryota; Viridiplantae; Streptophyta; Zygnematophyceae; Desmidiales; Closteriaceae.